Jaculus jaculus (lesser Egyptian jerboa) is the source of this 747-nucleotide messenger RNA. It is a transcript of the gene Rpl14, whose product is annotated as ribosomal protein L14. The coding region runs from base 60 to 710 and encodes 216 amino acids. Gene Ontology annotation, biological process: ribosomal large subunit biogenesis; translation. Gene Ontology annotation, cellular component: ribosome; cytosolic large ribosomal subunit. NCBI's taxonomy places the organism in Eukaryota, Metazoa, Chordata, Mammalia, Rodentia, Dipodidae. The transcript is spliced from 6 exons. The record is from RefSeq and is a predicted model, not a curated record. Gene Ontology annotation, molecular function: structural constituent of ribosome; RNA binding.
CCUUCUACACAUGCGCACGGGCGGGCGGGCCGUCUUCCUUCUCGCCCAACGCCGCCGACAUGGUGUUCAGGCGCUUCGUGGAGGUUGGCCGGGUGGCCUACGUCUCCUUCGGGCCUCAUGCCGGAAAGCUGGUCGCGAUUGUCGACGUGAUUGAUCAGAAUAGGGCUUUGGUGGAUGGACCCUGCACCCGGGUAAGGAGGCAGGCCAUGCCUUUCAAGUGCAUGCAGCUCACUGAUUUCAUCCUCAAGUUCCCACACAGUGCCCGCCAGAAGUAUGUGCGAAAAGCCUGGGAGAAGGCAGAUAUCAAUACUAAGUGGGCCGCCACAAGAUGGGCCAAGAAGAUUGAAGCCAGAGAACGGAAAGCCAAGAUGACAGAUUUUGAUCGUUUUAAAGUCAUGAAGGCAAAGAAAAUGAGGAACAGAAUAAUCAAGAAUGAAGUGAAGAAACUUCAGAGAGCAGCUAUCUUGAAAGCUUCUCCCAAAAAAGCCCCUGUGGCUAAGGCCGCCAUUGCAGCUGCUGCAGCAGCCGCUGCCAAAGCUAAAGUCCCUGCAAAGAAGGGGGCAGCUGCCGGCAAGAAGGGGGCUGCCGCCCCCAAGGCUGUGGCCCAGAAAACGGCUGCUCAGAAGGCAGCACCUCCCAAAGGUCAGAAGGGCCAGAAGGCUCCGGCCCAGAAAGCCUCAGCGCCAAAGGCAUCUGGCAAAAAAGCAUAAGUGGCAUUAAAAGGAAUAAAGGUUCUUUUUGACGUGG